Messenger RNA from Sorghum bicolor (sorghum), 2334 nucleotides. RefSeq names its product putative F-box/FBD/LRR-repeat protein At5g56810. Bases 489 to 2084 code for a protein of 531 amino acids. The record is from RefSeq and is a predicted model, not a curated record. Gene Ontology annotation, molecular function: protein binding. NCBI's taxonomy places the organism in Eukaryota, Viridiplantae, Streptophyta, Magnoliopsida, Poales, Poaceae. The transcript has 5 exons.
CGGGAUGACAAAAUUGCGAAGCCCAGUUUUCAUAAUGGCAGCAUUUUCUCUUUCUCGCACAGCUGAUAGCCACUCCCGUGCUUUUUUCCUCCGAGCGCAGAGCCGCCGCCGCCGUAGAGGACCAAGCCACCAGGGCGACGGCGAGCGCCGUCCCGUUCCGCCCCUUUCUUGCUGCAGGCGAACGCCAUCCCGUCUCUUGCUGAUGCAGAGGAGCCGACCUACGGCUGCGACGCCGAGCUGGAGCUGGAGGCCACGGCGGUUUCACGGAGCAACAGCUGGGGUCAUAUCGGCCGCGGAUGCGGAGUAGGAACAGCCGGUGCCUAAUCGGAUCCCGUCAUAUGUUUCCAACCGGGACAGAAGAGUCCCAAAUUUACUCUCCUUCCCGCCGAUGCGUAUUCGGAUUCUGGUUCAAUCAUCCAAUCCAAAUCUAGCGCGCGAGGGAGGUGGUCCACAAAUAUAUAUAUAUACGGAGGCUACUACGAUGAUUGAUGUGUAAACAGAUAGCAUCGCAGAUCUGCAGGAGAACGGAAACUCCACGAGAGAUCUCGGGGAGGGUGGUGUACUUCGUGUCGUCUUCCACUCGUACCAUGUGGAUUCAGAGCGAGACCCAGGAGCGUCAGCAAGCCACCUCAGCCCGGAAUGGAUCCGUUGCUACGGUGGACGAAAUUAAGGACUCACCCUGUCAAGGACAUGGUGAUGGCAAUUCUCAAGAUGGACAAACAUUCGGAUAUUCCAUCCCAUGCCUUCCUGAGGAUAUCUUGCGUCAUAUUCAUUCUUUAAUGCCAAUGGAUGCUGCUGCUCGUGCUGCUUGCGUUUCUCGCACCUUUCUAAGCUCCUGGAGAUGUUAUCCCAAACUAAUCUUGAGUUCAGAAACGGUCAAGGCACAUAACACAAGUUUAGGACGCAGAAUCCACAGAAUCCUCAGAAAUCACUCAGGGAUUGGCUUGAAAAUAUUGGAGCUUCAUUUGAGUGAUCUAUAUGAUUUCUUUCCUUAUCUCGACAGAUGGCUCCAUGAUGCUAUCACUCCAGGGAUUGAAGAGCUCACCCUUAAGCUAUAUAAAGGGUUCAGCUUCCCAUGCUCAGUUUUAUCUGGAGGGAUUAGGAGCUCAAUUCGGUCUCUUGAUCUUUACUCUUGUGUCUUCUGUCCCACUGCUGAACUUGGUCCCUUUAGAAGCCUAACAAGUUUGUGUCUGUAUUCUGUGUGUAUCACGGGGGAUGAGUUAGGGUGCCUUCUUUCCAAUUCCCUUGCUUUGGAGCGUUUGGUCCUCAGUGAUUGCAAGGAGAUAAUCUCCCUCGAGAUACCUUCCGUUAUGCAGAAGCUCAGCUACAUGAGUGUCGUUUGUUGCAGUGCUCUGCAAAUUAUAGAGAACAAAGCUCCAAGUCUCUCCAGUUUUCACCUUAUCCCAGGAGUUCGAAACCUCUCGCUUGGAGAAGCAUCACAAACAAUGAAGGAACUGAGCUUGUUUCGUGCGAAUGCCAUCUGCUAUGGUCGUGCUGAGCUUCCAUCCAUUAUGCCAAAUCUUGAGAGUCUUUUAUUAUGUUCAAGCCAUGAGGUGGAUAUACCAAUGCUGCCGACUAAAUUCGUCAACCUCAAGCACCUAUACCUUCAGAUUAUUUCAUCGGCCUUGUCCCCAACCUGUGAUUAUUCUUCUCUGGUUUCUUUCUUGGAUGCAUCUCCUUUCUUGGAGACUUGGCGGCUGCAGGCACCUCUGAUAGAUAUGGGGAAUGAAUUGGUAGGUUCUUCAGAUUUGAGGCAGUUGCCUGAACGACAGCACCACCACCUCAAGAUUGUGGAAAUGAUAACAUUCAAAUCUACAAAGAGCCUGGUUGAGCUAACAUGCUGCAUUGUGAAGAGCGCAGUCUCACUCGAGCGCCUUACAUUCGACACAUUUCGUGGCGAUGUUAGGUCUCCAUGUUGCUCGGGGGAUGAUUCUGUCGUUGGCUACAGCAAGUAUAGGAUGGAGCAAGCAUCUAGAGCGGUGGAAGCUAUAAGAAUGUACAUUGAGGAUAAAGUUGCACCUACAACUAAGCUGACUGUUCUGGAGCCCUGCGCACGGUGUCACGCCACCGCUUUUGAUGAUUAGGAUUAGGCAGACCUUGCAAGAGCUAUAUCCGGUGCUAGGAUGGAGUAUCAUUAGUGAAUUGUGCUUGGUUUCUUUGAUUGUUCGGAGCGGUUUAUAUGUUUUGUCUAGCCACAAAGGCAAAAUCAAACUACUCUUCUUAGGUUUGAUUAGUUUGGAUGAAAUAGUAUUGCCGUGUAUGACUUUGAGUACUUGUUUAUAAUAGAUAUAUAUCAGUACCCUUUUAUAUAAAUUUGGGUUAUCUAAAAAAACA